Molecule: messenger RNA, 675 nt
Organism: Helobdella robusta
Lineage: Eukaryota; Metazoa; Annelida; Clitellata; Rhynchobdellida; Glossiphoniidae
Exons: 4
Coding region: 1-675 (224 amino acids)
Source: RefSeq, a predicted model, not a curated record
AUGCACGAGAUAUUAUUCAUAGCAAAAAAAUAUUCCCUACUAUCGCCUGACCUAAUACUGAUAUUUUUACAAAUUCGAUUGAAAAACCCGGAGGUAUUACGGUCCAUGGGGCCGAGGACCUCGAUACAAAUCGGUAAAAACUCCAUCGAGGGGAGAGCUCCGUCGUACUUUUUGAUCUUUUCGUCAGAUGCCCUGGUUGCAGCCAAACCGCUUUCUUUGCUAGGCCACCCGCAGAGCACCCUCAAAUUUGCCCAAAAUGGCCGCAUUAACAAAAUUGGAUGUGCGAAAAAAUACAUCAAUUUCGGCAAACUGAGGGCGCCGCGGAUGAUUGUCAGCGCGUCGUGGACCGGGAGGAGAGAGACACACAUUACACACGACACCAGACACAACAACACAAACAACAAUCCGAUAAUGCGCAACGACAUUCGCAUGCCUAACCUACACUUUCGUUUACUGGACAGACAACAAGACCCGACAACAACGACAAUAGCCACAACAACGACAACGAUGCCCAAGUCUAAUUGUGGCCGCUUGACAGCCCUCUUCGCGGUCAUCAUGCCCACCCUCGGACUCCUUACUCUACUUCUCAUCAUUGCACUCCUACACAAGCAGCUAUGUUGUAAACAUGAAAUUAGAGCAGAUUGUACAAUUAAUCGCAAGCAAUUGCAGACAUAA